Coregonus sp. 'balchen' is the source of this 36299-nucleotide messenger RNA. Lineage: Eukaryota; Metazoa; Chordata; Actinopteri; Salmoniformes; Salmonidae. The record is from the annotation of a GenBank genome assembly.
CUGGUUGGUGGAUUUAAUAAACAAAUUUGGCUCGUUAAAUGGGUUUCAAACACUGCACGAUCGCUUCAUAGGUGGCCAAGCACUGAACGUCCAGAUCAUCGCCGCACUUAUCAAGUGAGUUGGCCUGUGAACACACACGCACACUUUAAUGCAGGGGUUCUCAAACUGGGGUCACUGGCCACCUAGGGAAAUUGGCUUCAAAACUACACAAUUUUCUUAUAUACAGUGUAUUCGGAAAGUAUUCAGACCCCUCCCCUUUUCCACAUUUUGCUACGUUACAGCCUUAUUCUGAAAUUGAUAAAAUAAUUUUUUCCCUCAUCAGUCUACGCACAUACCCCAUAAUGACAAAGUGCAAACAGGUUUUUAGAAAUUUUUGCAAAUGUAUAAAAAAUUAAAAACAAAAAUACCUUAUUUACAUAAGUAUUCAGACCCUUUGCUAUGAGGCUCGAAAUUGAGCUCAGGUGCAUCCUGUUUCCAUUGAUCAUCCUUGAUGUUUCUACAAGUUGAUUGUACUCCACCUGUGGUAAAUUCAAUUGAUUGGACUUGAUUUGGAAAGGCACACACCUGUCUAUAUAAGGUCCCACAGUUGACAGUGCAUGUGAGAGCAAAAACCAAGCCAUGAGGUUGAAGGAAUUGUCCGUAGAGCUCCGAGACAGGAUUGUGUCAAGGCACAGAUCUGUGGAAGGGUACCAAAAGAUUUCUGCAAUAUUGAAGGUCCUCAAGAACACAAUGGCCUCAUCAUUCUUAAAUGGAAGAAGUUUGGAACCACCAAGACUAUUCCUAGAGCUGGCCCCCUGGGUAAAACUGAGCAAUUGGGGGAGAAGGGCCUUGGUCAGGAAGGUGACCAAGAACCCGAUGGUCACUCUGACAGAGCUCCGGAGUUUCUCUGUGGAGAUGGGAGAACCUUCCAGAAGGACAACCAUCUCUGCAGCACUCCAUCAAUCAGGCCUUUUAUGGUAGAGUGGCCAGACGGAAGCUACUCCUCAGUGAAAGACACAUGAGAGCCCGCUUGGAGUUUGCCAAAAGGCACCUAAAGGACUCUCAGACCAUGAGAGACAAGAUUAUCUGGUCUGAUGAAACCAAGAUUGAACUCUUUGGCCUGAAUGCCAAGCGUCACAUCUGGAAGAAACCUUGCACCAUCCCUACGGUGAAGCAUGGUGGUGGCAGCAUUAUGCUGUGGUGAUGUUUUUCAGCGGCAGGGACAGGGAGACUAGUCAGGAUCGAGGGAAAGAUAAACGGAGCAAAGUACAUAAAGAUCCUUGGUGACAACCUGCUCCAGAGCGCUCAGGACCUCAGACUGGGGCGAAGGUUCACCUUCCAACGGGACAACGACCCUAAGCACCAAGCCAAGACUACACAGGAGAGGCUUCAUCCCAGUCUGAGCUCCUGAGCGCUCUGGAGCAGGUUGUCACCAAGGAUCUUUAUGUACUUGAGUCUCUGAAUGUCCUUGAGUGGCCCAUCCAGAGCCCAGACUUGAACCCGAUUUAAAAAAAAAAAAAAAAAAAAAAAAAAUCUCUGGAGAGACCUGAGAAUAGCUGUGCAGCGACGCUCCCCAUCCAACCUGACUGAGCUUGAGAGGAUCUGCAGAGAAGAAUGGGAGAAACUCUCCAAAUACAGGUGUGCCAAGCUUGUAGUGUCACACCCAAGAAGACUCGAGGUAGUAAUCGCUGCCAAAGGUGCUUCAACAAAGUACUGAUUAAAGGGUCUGAAUACUUAUGUAAAUGUUAUAUUUCAGUUUUUUACAUUAAAUACAAUUGCAAAAAAAAUCCUUAAACCUGUUUUUGCUUUGUCAUUAUGGGGUAUUGUUUGUAGAUUAAUGCGAAAAAAAAUCAAUUUAAUCAAUUUCAGAAUAAGACUAACAAAAUGUGGAAAAGGUCAAGGGGUCUGAAUACUUUCCGAAAGCACUGUACAUUUCUAGCUGUUAGUUCCUCUUCCAAUGAACUGUGGGGAGGUCAAAAAAAUGUGUCUACCAAAUCUAUUCAAGUUAAAAUGUUUAUUGCUUGACAUCAUCAUUCACCUGAUGAUAAAUGUUUUUUUUUUUUUUUUUUUGCUGACAUAUAAUGGGUGUCCCGGGGUUGCCAGUUUGCCUGGGUGGGGAGUCCCUGUGCAAGACAAGUUUGAAAACCCCUGCUUUAAUGGAUUACAUUUAAAUAGCACAUUUCACUACAUUUCCAAGUGCUUUCUCCAUUACACUCCUCUGUAUUUAUUUGGACAGUGAAGUAAAAUUUGUUAAAUUUGGCUUUAUACGCAGUAUUUUGGAUUUGAGAACAUUUUAUAUAUGAGGCGACAGUACAGAAUAUCACCUUUUAUUCGAGGAUAUUUCCAUACAUAUGUUUUACAGUUUAGAAAUCAAAGCACUUUAUGUAUCUAGUCCCCCCACAUAUUCACUUCAUAUGAAACAUGAAGCCAAAUUUAGUCUAUAUACAGUGCCUUGCAAAAGUAUUCAUCCCCCUUGGCGUUUUUUUCUUAUUUUGUUGCAUUACAACCUGUAAUUUAAAUUGAUUUUUAUUUGGAUUUCAUGUAAUGGACAAAAUAGUCCAAAUUGGUGAAAUGAAAAAAAAUAAAACAUUUUCAAAAAAUUAGAAAUAAUAAAUAACGGAAAAGUGGUGCGUGCAUAUGUAUUCAGCCCCUUUGCUAUGAAGCCCCUAAAUAAGAUCUGGUGCAACCAAUUUCCUUCAGAAGUCACAUAAUUAGUUAAAGUCCACCUCUGUGUCACAUGAUCUGUCACAUGAUCUCAGUAUAUAUACACCUGUUCUGAAAGGCCCCAGAGUCUGCAACACCAUUAAGCAAGGGGCACCACCAAGCAAGCGGCACCAUGAAGACCAAGGAGCUCUCCAAACAGGUCAGGGACAAAGUUGUGGAGAAGUACAGAUCAGGGUUGGGUUAUAAAAAAAUAUCAAACUUUGAACAUCACACGGAGCACCAUUAGCUCCAUUAUUAAAAAUGGAAAGAAUAUGGCACCACAACGAACCUGCCAAGAGAGGGCUGCCCACCAAAGAGAGAGGCAACAAGAGACCAAAGAUAACCCUGAAGGAGCUGCAAAGCUCAACAGCGGAUAUUGGAGUCUGUCCAUAGGACCACUUUAAACCGUACACUCCACAGAGCUGUGCUUUACGGAAGAGUGGCCAGAAAAAAGCCAUUGCUUAAAGAAAAAAAUAAGUAAACAUGUUUGGUGUUAGCCAAAAGGCAUGUGGGAGACUCCCCAAACAUAUGGAAGAAGGUACUCUGGUCAGAUGAGACUAAAAUUGAGCUUUUUGGCCAUCAAGGAAAACGCUAUGUCUGGCGCAAACCGCUCAUCACCCCGAGAAUACCAUCCCCACAGUGAAGCAUGGUGGUGGCAGCAUUAUGCUGUGGGGAUCUUUUUCAUCGGCAGGGACUGGGAAACUGGUCAGAAUUUGAAGGAAAAAUGCCAAGGGGGGUGAAUACUUUCUUAAGCCACUGUAGGGCUAACUCACCCCAUGCCCCACCAGUGUGUAUCAUCCCACCGUGUCAUCAGUAAAGAAGGCCUCAGGUUCUUGCUGUAAUGGCUGUCUUCAUGACUAGAUUGAUGUUGUCAUUUAGCAGAUGCUUUAAUGUGGCCAUACAACAAUCAAACCAACAAUUCUGUUUUUUAAGAAACAUGCUUCAAACGAUAGACUGGGUUCGUACGGUCAUGAAAAUCCUGUAAAACUAAUGGAAUUUUAAAAUAGUGUUUUCCAGGCCUUUAAAAUAUUUGGAAAAUUAUCAAAUCCAAAAAGGUUUGGAAUAUUCAUGGUAAUGUUUUUAAUAAUUUCUAUUAAUGUAAGUUAUUUAGGCAUGGUUUGUGGCCCCGUGUAGCUCAGUUGGUAGAGCAUGGCGCUUGCAACGCCAGGGUUGUGGGUUCGAUUCCCACGGGGGGCCCAGUAUGAAAAAAUAAAUAAUGUAUGCACUCACUAACUGUAAGUCGCUCUGGAUAAGCGCCUCUGCUAAAUGACUAAAAUGUUUUUAAAUAUUUUAUAAAAUAAAAAAAAAUCAACAUAUCAAUCAGGAUCGGAAUGACACUUUAGGGCGUUUUGUUUGCUCGCAUCACCUGCAUGUGAUUGGGCCGUAACUAAAGGGGAGACACACAGUAGGACAUUGCAGCAGCAGGUAGGCCAGUAAAAUAUGAUAGUGAACAGACUAAUAACUAGGUAGCCAAACUAGUACCCUCUAGUUUACUGUUUAGCUAUUAUUAGCAUGUGUUCAUGUCCCAAAACACUUUCCACGACAUUUGCGAAUAAGGCCAUUCAAAGUUGAUUAACUUUUUUGAACGAUUCAUAUGAUUCUUUUUGACAAAACUAACAAUUCACUCUGCCAUUAUUAGUUGGGAUUCGGUUCAAUCGCAGUGAAUUUAGUCAUGUGAAUUAAAAUAAUUUUAGAAUCACAAACUGUACUUUUAAGAAAAUAUUUGUAGUCUUUGUUUAUGUGGCUUCAAAACUUGUUUUGUACAGUUGAUUUGGGCAUCCAAUGUAUGGGACAUUGCAACUCAAUAGAUGCUAGUCAGCUAAAUAUGACUAAACUCACAACAUUUCCUAAAGAAGGUAUGUGGGCUUGCUUCAGCUGAAUAACAAUAUUUGUAGCCUACCAUAGCCAAUUAAUCUUUGAUAUAUUGAAUGAGCGAAUUAUUUCAAAAGGCAAAAAACGUAUUUGGUUGUAAUGUUGCAAUGUUAUACAUCAAGGGUGGUCAACCAUCCUCCAGGAGAGCUAAUGAGUGUGCAGACUUUUUUAUUCUAGUCCCCCUCUAACAAACCACAUUUUAGAAAUUAGCAUCUCAACUGGAACCUGAUGAACUGGCUCUGUGUUUGAGCAGGGCUUGAUCAAAAGCCUGCACACCCAGUAGCUCUCCAGACUUAGGGUUGACCAUGUGUUUUAUACAGUUGCCUAACAGGUAUUCUACUUUGUGGGGGGUUUAGUUCCUUGCACAACGACAGAAGAUGGUACAUGGGAUCAGAGAGCAGCCUCCCAGUAUCACAUUACGCAUACUUUUUUAUACAUGCAUGGAGAUGCCGCCAAUUGUAGGUCAUGGACAUGUGGGUAAAUGUCAUGGAGAGUAAUGGAAAAUUCAUGAAAUUCCAUCUGUCAAAAUGUGUAUGAACCCUAUAUAGAGCUAUGGGAAAGACGUGGUCUACUGGAGUAUGAAAAUGUAUGCACUCACUAACUGUAAGUCGCUCUGGAUAAGAGAGUCUGCUAAAUGAUUAAAAUGUAAAUGUGUUGCGACUGUUUUGUGUUGUCCUCUAGGCCUUUUGGGCAGUGUUACGAGUUCCUCACGUUGCACACGGUGAAGAAGUACUUCCUGCCCAUCAUCGAGAUGGUACCUCAGUUUCUGGAGAACCUGACCGAUGAGGAGCUGAAGAAGGAGGCCAAGAAUGAAGCCAAAAAUGACGCCCUCUCCAUGAUCAUCAAGUCCCUGAAGAACCUGGCCUCCAGGGUGCCUGGGCAGGAGGAAACUGUGAAGAGCUUAGAGAUUUUUAGGUUAAAAAUGAUUCUUAGGUGAGUUUGCUUCAAAUCUUAAAGGUUUUGUUUUAAAACACCUGUCUUUGUAACUGUUGGCUGAAUGCUAAUCUGAGAUGUGCACAAAUCAUGUAUUAAUGUCAAUAAGGGUUUUGUAGACUUUUAGGAAUUGCCCAUAUGUGAAGUAUUUGUUGAUAGUAAUCUGUGGUGGUUGUUUUCAUCCGCAGGUUAUUGCAAAUUUCCUCUUUUAACGGCAAAAUGAAUGCACUAAACGAAGUAAACAAGGUAAUCUCAACUGUGUCCUAUUACACACAUCGACAUGGCAACCCUGAGGAGGAGGAGUGGCUUACCGCAGAACGCAUGGCGGUGAGUUAACCACCAAUCAAUCAAAUGUAUUUGUAUAACGCUAUCACAAGCGCUUUUGUCACAAAGUGCGUAAUAUAGAGAGUAUACCUUAGUGUGGUUUCUGGUGGCAUAGUCGGCAGAACUGUUGGUGUUUGAGUGGAGAUUGAAAGAUGUCUCUGUCUCUCAGGAGUGGAUCCAGCAGAACCACAUCCUGUCCAUCGUGCUGAGGGACAGUCUGCACCAGCCUCAGUACGUAGAAAAACUAGAGAAGAUACUUCGCUUCGUCAUCAAAGAGAAAUCUCUUACCAUGCAGGACCUGGAUAACAUCUGGGCUGCACAGGUACUGUGUAUGUGUGUACGUGUUUGUGUGCGUGUGUUUGAAGAGCGAACCAUUGAUUAUCAAACAGAUUGUGCAUGGUUCAGGUGAAAGGGGUAUGACCUAUAACUAGGGCGAUGCUUUUUGGUGUACUUGUUGCCAGUAUUUCCAGCAUUAUCCACUAGUGUUGCUGCAGGUGAAAAAUCCUAGGAAAUAUUGUGUAAUUGACACAAGCCGUUUCCAAUCAAUCAAUCAAUCAAUCAAUCAAUCAAUCAAUGUCUGGUUGUGCGUGUGUGUUUGGUGGUGUGAUACAGAAGAUGUCCUAGUAUUUUUUUACCUGCAGCAACACUAGUGGAUAAUGCUGGAAAUACCGGUAAAAGCACAGUGCCUCAAAAAGGGCAACAAAAAGCAUGGCCCUACCCAUAACGGCUCUAAAAGCAGAAUGGGAAAUCCCGAUGUCGUACCUGGGGCAUUUCCAGGUCAUUGGGUUUGAUCUGCUCAAAACGCCCUUUCCUAAGCAUGGCUCAGUCCAUUUUAAUUAUGUUUAUGUGCUCCUGCAUCUUCUCUAUCGGAAAUUCAAGACUGGAAACCGAUGGUAAUCCAGCAGUGUGAUUGUUUGCAUGUUUUUGACACGUUGUUCCACCCGCAGGCUGGUAAACAUGAGGCCAUUGUGAAGAACGUCCACGACCUCCUGGCCAAGCUGGCCUGGGACUUCUCUCCUGAGCAGCUCGACCACCUCUUUGACUGCUUCAAGGUGAGAGACCUCUCUCCGCAAACACGCACACACACGCACGCACACACACACAGCUCUCCUAACCCCCGUGGUGGUGUGUUUUGCGGCCUGCAGGCGAGUUGGACGAACGCCAGUAAGAAGCAGCGUGAGAAGCUGCUGGAGCUGAUCCGUCGUCUGGCGGAGGACGACAAGGAUGGAGUGAUGGCCCACAAGGUAAUCAUGGGUUUAGCAGGGCUCGACAUUCAGGUAAAUUUGCCAGUGGCACACAGGGUCAGUGCCAAAUGAAAGCUACUGGUCCAAAUGAAAGAAAAUUCUGACCAGGUCAAGAUCUUGACAGGAAAGCGAAUGAUGCGAGCACAAUUUCAAUAGCAGGUGAUUUUAUCUUCCAUUGGGGCUGAGCAAGUAACCUAUACUGGGUUCAUACAGACAUUGGUAAGUCAAAUGCAAGGACUUUCAAGGACUUUUUUCAAGCACUUAAUUGUAAUUUUCAAGGACCUACAUUUUAUACACUGCUCAAAAAAAUAAAGGGAACACUUAAACAACACAAUGUAACUCCAAGUCAAUCACACUUCUGUGAAAUCAAACUGUCCACUUAGGAAGCAACACUGAUUGACAAUACAUUUCACAUGCUGUUGUGCAAAUGGAAUAGACAACAGGUGGAAAUUAUAGGCAAUUAGCAAGACACCCCCAAUAAAGGACUGGUUUUGCAGGUGGUGACCACAGACCACUUCUCAGUUCCUAUGCUUCCUGGCUGAUGUUUUGGUCACUUUUGAAUGCUGGCGGUGCUUUCACUCUAGUGGUAGCAUGAGACGGAGUGAACAACCCACACAAGAUUGGCAAAUUCGCCACUGGCGCCCUGUGCUCUUCACAGAUGAAAGCAGGUUCACACUGAGCACAUGUGACAGUCUGGAGACGCCGUGGAGAACGUUCUGCUGCCUGCAACAUCCUCCAGCAUGACCGGUUUGGCGGUGGGUCAGUCAUGGUGUGGGGUGGCAUUUCUUUGGGGGGCCGCACAGCCCCCCAUGUGCUCGCCAGAGGUAACCUGACUGCCAUUAGGUACCGAGAUGAGAUCCUCAGACCCCUUGUGAGACCAUAUGCUGGUGCGGUUGGCCCUGGGUUCCUCCUAAUGCAAGACAAUGCUAGACCUCAUGUGGCUGGAGUGUGUCAGCAGUUCCUGCAAGAGGAAGGCAUUGAUGCUAUGGACUGGCCCGCCCGUUCCCCAGACCUGAAUCCAAUUGAGCACAUCUGGGACAUCAUGUCUCGCUCCAUCCACCAACGCCACGUUGCACCACAGACUGUCAAGGAGUUGGCGGAUGCUUUAGUCCAGGUCUGGGAGGAGAUCCCUCAGGAGACCAUCCGCCACCUCAUCAGGAGCAUGCCCAGGCGUUGUAGGGAGGUCAUACAGGCACGUGGAGGCCACACACACUACUGAGCCUCAUUUUGACUUGUUUUAAGGACAUUACAUCAAAGUUGGAUCAGCCUGUAGUGUGGUUUUCCACUUUAAUUUUGAGGGUGACUCCAAAUCCAGACCUCCAUGGGUUGAUACAUUUUAUUUCCAUUGAUAAUUUUUGUGUGAUUUUGUUGUCAGCACAUUCAACUAUGUAAAGAAAAAAGUAUUUAAUAAGAUUAUUUCAUUCAUUCAGAUCUAGGAUGUGUUAUUUUAGUGUUCCCUUUAUUUUUUUGAGCAGUGUAUUUAAUUGUUGUAAUAGCCUAUAGAAAUAUAACUUCACCAAAAAAUGUAUGAAAAAAAGUAUACAUUAGGGUUCCCUUUGUAAUGACUGUUUCUAUGGAAACGAAGUUGAAGCCAACAUUCAAUGUUGUUUUGCGCAUAAUAACCGUACAUGGUUUUACCACAACAAAAGCAACCGACUAGCGCAGCACCUAUCAAUUGAAAUGGCGGGAAACAAACAAAAGUGGCUACAUCGCUCAUAAAAACUGAUCAGAAAUGACAUCACGAAUAGGCCUAAUUAUAUUGGAGCCGUUGAACUUCUAAAUCGGCUACCGGAACGUCAAGGACUUUUCAAGGACCAAAUAGCCUAGAUGAAAUGUCUGAAUUCAAGAUAGGGUAUUCCAUGAUGACUGAAUUGCACAUCGCAAAUGUUCCAGGACUUUUUAAAUACCUGGUUUGCAUACCCUUUCUGGCCUUAGCAUUUACAGGUAGAUAUCAUAACUUGCAACAUCUUUCCUACCCCUACUGCUGUCGGUCUUCGGUGAGCUGCUCCACGAAACAACCAGCUGUUUGACAGCUGCGCGCUCUCUCUGCCCAACAGAUUAUCUCAAACUAGGCUAUGUGUGCGGCGCGUGCGUGAUAAACAAAAAUAUAAACGCAACAUGCAACAAUUUCUACGAUUUUUGUGAGUUACAGUUCAUAUAAGGUAAUCAGUAAAUUGAAAUAAAUUCAACUAUGGAUUUCAAAUGACUGGGCAGGGGUGCAGCCACUGGGGAGCCAGGCCCAGCAAAUCAGAAUGUGUUUUUUCCUCACAUUUACAUUUAAGUCAUUUAGCAGACGCUCUUAUCCAGAGCGACUUACAAAUUGGACACAAGGGCUUUAUUACAGACAGAAAUACUCCUCAUACGGUCCUGCAGUUUAAGAAGCCGAAUGUGGAGGUCCUGGGCUGGGGUGGUAACAUGUGGUCUGCGGUUGUGAGGCCGGUUGGACGUACUGCCAAAUUCUCAAACUUUUUGUGCAUAUGGAACAUUUCUGGGAUAUUUUUUUUCAGCUCAUGAAACAUGGGACCAACACUUUACAUGUUGUGCUUAUUUUUGUUCAGGGUACAUAACGAACUAACAGCUUCGGGAAUUCCUAUGUUUUUUUUAAAACCGUUAUAUAUCCUAGAUUAAAAAUAGCAUUAUUACAAUAUUAUCUUCACUGGACCAAGCGGGCCACUGACUGGGAUGAUAGACUGGCCCGAGGGGUUUCCAAAUGUCGAGCCCUGGUUAAAGAUAUGUAUUUUUCCAGCUCUUGUGCCCUGUUUGGAUAUGAGUACUGAAGGCUACUCUCCUCCUCUCACCACAAGGUGCUGAACCUGUUGUGGAACCUGGCUCACAGCGACGACGUGCCUGUAGACAUCAUGGACCAGGCCCUCAGUGCUCACAUCAAGAUAUUGGACUACAGUUGCUCUCAGGUAAUAAUAGGUACCGGUCAAGAGCCAGGCGACUGCUUUCCCACACAGCUCAAGGUACUGAGAACCAAUCAAUGAAGAUGUAUUUUAAGGGGUCUGUUGGAGUGUUUGCAAGGAUCGGCUUAUGGCUGUGUGUGUGUUUUCCUUGAAUACUGAUGUUUAUGUUUGUGUUCAUUUCAGGAUAGAGACACGCAGAAGAUCCAGUGGAUCGAUCGCUUCAUAGAAGAAUUGCGCACCAAUGACAAAUGGGUGAUUCCUGCACUAAAGCAGAUCCGAGAGAUCUGUAGCCUGUUCGGAGAGGCUCCUCAGAAUCUUAGGUAAGGAGAUGGUCAGAAUUCAACUACAGGCUUGGAGGAGGGACAUAGUUCAUCAACUGUUGAACAUGCUAGUGAUUGACAAAGAUAUGGAAACAGAAUUAGUACGAAUUGAGUAUUAUUCAGGACAUAACGUAACAAAUAGAAAUGCACAGUGUAGAGCAGACAUGUUUUUUGUCAUGUAGAAAAGGGAAUUGUCAGCUCUAUACUAUACAUUUCUAUCUGCAACAUUUUAAAUAUUGAAAUAUUUCACCCCAUUAAAAAAAAAAAAAAAAGUUUUUUGUUGUGCUCAGAAUGCUGUGCUUGGCUAUACAUUUGCUCUACGCCUUUAAAGCAUGGCCUUGAUUUUUCACAUAGCUGACACCUGAUGUCUCUGGCAUUUUAAUAACAUUUCCAGAGAGGCUGAGGCAUGCCAACUAUUUAGUAAACAGGGAUUUUCUGUCAACAGUCUGUCAUUGACCUUGCCAUCUAGUUUGACCAGUUUUCACUAAUGCUUAGACAGGGAGCAUUCUUAAAGACUAAAACUGAGCGAAUGUGUCUUGCUUCUUAAACGCUGAGCUCAAAGUAGCAUAGAGAUUGUUGAAUAAGUUGCUGCUUUUAAUAACAACGUGCAGUUGUACUGACUGAAGUAGUACAAGUAAAUGCAGCAAAUAUGUAGCACACCACAUGCCUGUUGUUUUUCAGAAAGAAAAUUCCUAUUAACAUACAAACGAACUUAGCGGGGUAAGUUGACAGCUAAUUUGGGGGAUAUUAUGGCAAUUUUUUUAUAAAUGGUAAAUAAUGUCUAAUUUACUCUCUCUCAGAUGGUGCAACAGAUCUGUAAUGUUUAUUUUCAUUCAUUAAUCUGCUUUAGCAAACCUCUCUCAGGGUAAAUCUCAAAUGACACCCUAUUCCUUAUAAACUGCUGCACUACCUUUGACCAGAGCCACAAAUGACCCCAAAUAGUGCACUACUUUUCACCAGAGCCACACAGGGCUCUUGUCAAGUAGUGCAUUAUUUGGGGAAUUGGGUGCAAAUGUAGUGCAAUACAUAGGGAAUAGGGUGUCACGCUCAAAUGCAUCUCUUUCUGCACCAGCUCUUCUUAGCUCCAAUCACUGACUGUUUGCAGGGCGACAUUUUGGGGACAUUUCUGAGGGUGCUGCAUACUCACAUUUCCGAAACACAACAUCCUAGUAAUUUUAAGACUGAAAUUCCUCAACAUUCCUCUUGCUACAGACACACACACACACAGAUCAUGGGUUACUGGUUAGAACACUGGAUAUACCAAUAUUGCUUUCUUUACUACAGAUGCAGAGAAGCAACCACAUUCCACUAAUUCUACACAUAAAUCAUUGUAAUCAUUUCAUUAGUAGGGGUGGGAGUAAAAGUUGAUGUUGUCUACUUGUCAUGGACAUGGGGGCUAAGGCUCUGAACUUUUCUGUCUCUCUUUUCCACCAUCUCUCUCCCUCGCUCUCUCUCCCUUCAACUAUCUUUCUCUCUUUCUCUCUCCAUAUCUCUCUCUGCUAUACAGUCAGACCCAGAGGAGUCCUCAUGUGUUCUAUCGUCAUGACCUGAUCAACCAGCUCCAACACAACCAUGCUCUGGUCACGCUGGUGGCUGAGAACCUCUCUGCCUACAUGGAGACCAUGAGGCAGUUCUCUAAAGGUACGGCCCACCUGACACAGUAGAUUAGAUUUUCUCAUUAAUCACGAUUGCCUCAUUCUUGACUUUCAGACUUCUUCAGAAAUACUACACUGAGUGUACAAAACAUUAGGAGCACCUUCCUAAUAUUGAGUUGCACCCCCUUUUGCCCUCAGAACAGCCUCAAUUCGUCGGGUCUUGGACUCUACAAGGUGUUGAAAGUAUUCCACAGGGAUGCUGGCCCAUAUUUACUCCAAUGCUUCCAACAGUUGUCAAGUAGGCUGGAUGUCCUUUUUGUGGUGGACCAUUUUUGAUACACACAGGAAAUUGUUCAGCGUGAAAAACAUGGCAGCGCUGCAGUUCUUGACACACUCAAACCGGUGCGCCUAGCACUUACUACCAUAUCCUGUUCAAAGGCACUUAAAUAGUUUGUCUUGCCCAUUCACCCUCUGAAUGGCACACAUACACAAUCCAUGUCUCAAUUGCCUCAAGGCUUGAAAAUAAUGAUUUAACCUAUCUCCUCCCCUUCAUCUACACCAGUGGUCACCUACCUUUUCUGAGUAAAGAUCACUUUCGCAGUCAAAAAGCAAGCCGAGAUCUACCGCUGUUUUUUUUAAACAUGACUUAAAAAAUGUAACAUUAACCCAUUAAAAACAGUUCUGUAGGAAUGAUGUUUGAGGUAAAAUCACGACGUCCGUGAUGUUCAGGUCGAAAAGUCGGGGCUCUAGAAAUAUGCCAGUGUUUCCAACAAUUCCGAGUUGGAUGACUGUUCAAAACGAUUUUCCCCAGUCGGAUCUAUAUUUUCUUUUUUUCAGUUGUAUUGAACACACUGAAGUCGGAGAUGUCAGAGUUAUCAGAUGUUUUGAACACUGCAUUAGUCUUAGCGAAGGGAAGGAGAGAGCAGCAGAGGGUCAUCCUCUCGCGGUCCCUGCUGUCUCCUGCCGUUCCUCCGGUGAGACUGACCAGAGAGAGAGGACAGUCUUCCACCUGAUGGCGAAACUCGAGUCACAUCUGACUCGAGCACAAAUUAAUGUUGUCCCUAUGACCAGUGAAGGUGAAAUAUUCCUUUAUUAAAAUGGACAUGAUGAGCUGCUAAUAAUAAUACAAAUGCAGGGCUACUCAUUCAUUGCAGCGUGAGUGGGAAUAGGGAGAAGAGGUUUUAUGUUUUGUAAUAGUGUUGAAUAAAAACAGUGACAGUGCUGAAUAUAUAUAUAUAUAUAUAUAUAUAUAUAUAUAUAUUUUUUUUUUUUUUUUUUUUUUUUUUUUUUUUUUUUACAUGAACUCAUAAAAACAGCAACUCUGCUGUUUUCUUUGACGGUCUCUCUCUGUUCAUGGUUUUAAAUGUUAUGAAAUUUCACGUAGGCUAGUAUCAAACUUGUAAGCACAGUGAUUUGAGCAAUCCAAUUGGCCAGCGCAGUAGGCGCACUCAAUUUAGCCAUAGAUCUGCCGGUUAGGCGGAGUUUGUCUUUUCAGACAAAUGAAAUGGUUCAAAAUGGGAACACUUUGCCAACCUGGUGCGCAGGGCUUCUGAAUCAAGUACACCUACCGCCAACAGUGCAAAUCAAAUAAAUAAAAGGAGGGCAAGCCUUUAUCAUUGGCUUUUCUACAGAAAUGUUUGGUGAUCGACUAGGAAUGCCUUGAAGAUCGACCAGUCGAUUAACAAGUGGCCAUGGCUUUUCACCUGGUCAGUCUGUCAUGGAAAUGUUUUGUACACUCAGUGUGUUUCUCUGUUCUCUACCCUCUGUAUCUAACCCUGGGGCAAUUGGCAUGUUAGUUUUCCAUUUGAAAAACAUUUAAAGGUGCACGUUGAGCCUUCAUGUAGAUGGUCCUGUGUGUUGUGUAGCCGAGCAGGCAGACUUUGACCCCCAGACGGUGAGGGCAGGGAGUCGCUACAGCCACGUACAGGAAGUCCAGGAGAGACUCAACUUCCUGAGGUAUGACAUCACAUCUGCAGGGUUGUUGUAUUCAUUAGGCUCCAAACUGAAGAAAACACACUGAAACAGUCAGGAGUCAUUGUCUGGACUUGUCCAAUAAGAAGCACUAAUUGUUGUUUUCCUUUGCAAAACUCUUUAAAACGUUUUCCUUUGCGUGACCUAAUGAAUACAACCCAGCUCUCCAUCUUCAUGAAUCCAAUGAAUGGAAUUGAACCAUGAACUGAGCCACUGUAGUCUGAUCUUCAUGGUUAAUGUAUGUGUCUAUGUUGUCCCCAGGUUCCUGCUGAAGGAUGGCCAGUUGUGGCUCUGUGCUCCUCAGGCCAAACAGAUCUGGAAGUGCCUGGCCGAAAAUGCUGUCUUCCUUUGUGACAGAGAGGCCUGCUUCAAAUGGUACGCUGCCAUCAUCAAUAUUAUCACCUCGAAAGGGUGAAUAUGGCUUCAACAUGUUUCUAUUGACGUUAUUUCCUUUGUCUCAUUCAUAGAGAACAAGUCAAAUAUUCUACAUUUUCUUAACUUGAAUGUUCUCAACAACAAAAGAACACCAACUCAACUCUGUUGUUCAUCCCCAGGUACUCCAAGCUGAUGGGAGAUGAGCCCGACCUGGACCCAGACAUCAACAAGGACUUCUUUGAGAACAACGUCCUCCAGCUGGACCCAUCUCUGCUCACGGAGAACGGCAUGAAGUGCUUUGAGAGGUUCUUCAAGGCUGUCAACUGCCGGGAGGGCAAGCUGGUGGCCAAACGCAGGGCCUACAUGAUGGACGACCUGGAGCUCAUAGGACUGGACUACCUCUGGAGGGUGAGUUAUAAACCUUACUUAUCAAUAUAACAGACAGCUGUUGCUACUCGUAAGUAGGGCUGGGAAUUGCCAGGGAAGUCAAGAUACGAUACUUAGGUGUUGAUACGAUAUGUAUUGCGAUUCUCACAAUUAUUUAUAUACAUAUACAGUGCAUUCGGAAAGUAUUCACUCUUUCCCUUUUUCCACAUUUUGCUACGUUACAGCCUUAUUCUAAAAUUGAUUAAAUUAUUAUUUUCCCUCAUCAAUUUACACACAAUACCCCAUAAUGACAAAGCAAAAAACAGGUUUAUAGAAAUUUUAGCAAAUAAAUAAAUGUAUUUACACAAGUAUUCACACCUUUUGCUAUGAGACUCGAAAUUGAGCUCUGGUGCGUCCUGUUUCCAUUGAUCGUCCUUGAGAUGUUUCUACAACUUAAUUGGAGUACACCUGUGGUAAAUUCAAUUGGUUGGACAUGAUUUGGAAAGGCACACACCUGUCUAUAUAAGGUCCCACAGUUGCCAUGAGGUCAAAGGAAUUGUCUGUAGAGCUCCAAGACAGGAUUGUGACGAGGCACAAAUCUGGGUAAGGCUACCAAAAUGUUUUUGCAGCAUUGAAGGUCCCCAAGAACGCAGUGGCCUCCAUCAUUCUUAAAUGGAAGAAGUUUGGAACCACCAAGACUCUUCCUAGAGCUUGCCGCCCGGCCUUGGUCAGGGAGGUGACCAAGAACCCGAUGGUCACUCUGACAGAGCUCUGGAGUUCCUCUGUGGAAAUGGAAGAACUUUCAGAAGGACAACCAUCUCUGCAGCACUCCACCAAUCAGGCCUUUAUGGUAGAGUGGCCAGAUGGAAGCCACUCCUCAGUAAAAGGCACAUGACAGUCCGCUUGGAGUUUGCCAAAAGGCACCUAAAGACUCUCAGACCAUGAGAAACAAGAUUAUCUGGUCUGAUGAAACCAAGAUUGAACUCUUUGGCCUGAAUGCCAAGCGUCACGUCUGGAGGAAACCUGGCACCAUCCCAACGGUGAAGCAUGGUGGUGGCAGCAUCAUGCUGUGGGCAUGUUUUUCAGCGGCAGGGACUGGGAGACUAGUCAGGAUCGAGGCAAAAAUGAACGGAGCAAAGUACAGAGAGAUCCUUGAUGAAAACCUGCUCCAGAGUGCUCAGGACCUCAGACUGGGGCGAAGGUUCACCUUCCAACAGGACAACGACCCUAAGUGGCUUCGGGACAAGUCUCUGAAUGUCCUUGAGUGGCCCGGACUUGAACCCGAUCUAACAUCUCUGGAGAGACCUGAAAAUAGCUGUGCAGCAACGCUCCCCAUCCAACCUGACAGAACUUGAGAGGAUCUGCAGAGAGGAAUGGGAGAAACUCCCCCAAAUACAGGUGUGUCAAGCUUGUAGCGUCAUACCCAAGAAGACUUGAGGCUGUAAUUGCUGCCAAAGGUGCUUCAACAAAGUACUGAGUAAAGGGUCUGAAUACUUAAGUAAAUGUGAUAGUUCCGUUUUUUAGUUUUUAUAAAUUUGGAAACAUUUCUAAAAACCUGUUUUUGCUUUGUCAUUAUGGGGUAUUGUGUGUAGAUUGAUGAAGAUUUUUUUUUUUUUAGAAUAAGGCUGUAACGUAACAAUGUGAAAAAGGUCAAGGGGUCUGAAUACUUUCCAAAUGCGCAGUUUAUAUAGUGAUUCAAUUCCAAACAUAUUGCUCACAAUAUGUAUGCUGCAGAAGGACGAGAGAGAGAGCCAUGAGAACUAGUUUUCAUCAGUCAUGUAAAUAAGUGUUGAAAAAAAUUGGCUCACCAUUUUAAAAUACUGACAUUCUGACGCAGGUACAGGCGACUAGUGCAAAAAAUAUAUUGUUUUCUGUCUCACCAAGCCCAAAUUCAAAAUGCACAACUUCAAAGACCAUCUCCUCGAAUGCUGCUAUUUGAGAUUAUGCUCAUUAGUCAUUUCCAUGUGUAUAUAAACCUCUGGCUUCUGUGGGAUUGUUUCAGGAGCUGCUUUGAACUGAUUGAUUUAGACUAUGGAUGGGGGCGCGAGAGAGAGCGAGGGCGGUGGAUGACCCAGUUAGCAUCAGCGGCCUAUCUGUUUGUUUUAGUGACAUACAUGGCCUGUAAUCCCUCAAUGGGAGAAUCUGUUGCAUUUCCUGUGUUGGCUUCAAGUGUUAUUCUAACAUUGUUAUUCACACUGGGCAUAUUAGAUGAUUCACUUAAUUUGUUUUAGAUGUGGGAUUUCUAAACCUUGUUCUCACUUGCUAUGAAUAGCUGAUUCAGGAGUUGUGUUAUUGUAUAUUUUGGUAUUAGGCCUGUUUACACAGUAGGGGCCUAGGCUACAUUUGAGGUCAUGAUUUCCUCAUAUGCGAUGUUUGGUUGUGAAUAAUUUAUUUUAUUGCAUCCUAAGUAAAGCUCAUUCACUGAUGUUAUUGAUUUGGCUGGUAAGCAUUGCGUGGUACACACACACACACACACACACAGGGUUAAUGUACUGCUGUUAGUGUGUGAGGGCAGCUCAGGGCCAGUGGUUGUGAUUGGUGAUGUUUCUGUGUGCUGCUGCUGAGUGCUUAUUAAUGACCCUCUAGUCUGGAUGAUGAGUCAUACCACUCACACUCUCUCUUCAGUGUUGUCUCCAGGGCUGUUUGAUGGUGAGGGCCGUAGGCGUCCAUUGAUUCCGUCUGUUAUUUCCUCCUGCCAGGUCGUAAUUCAAGGGAGCGAUGACAUCGCCAGUCGAGCUAUAGACCUGCUGAAAGAGAUCUACACCAACCUCGGACCAAAACUACAAGUCAAUCAGGUAACCUGGGUGCCCUUCGUCCCGGUAACAAUAACAGCUCAAUCUGCUAUUAGGUCAUCCUAAAUCAUCUAGCCAUUUUGAGACAGCCACCUAAAUAUAAACACUGUAAAAGUUAUUGUAUUGCCAAUCAAUGAUAGUUGAUACAAACCUGAACGGGACAGUCUGUGUGAUACCUCGGUACAGUAACAAUGUUUUCCAAUCCAUUCCUCUGGAAUCACUAUUGCACAUUAUCUGAGGGAUGGAUUGGAACACUGCAGUUCCAGACAAACCGUAUGUCAACCAUUAGACAUGUAUCCCCUUCUACUGAACUCACUCCCCCUCCUGUCCCCCAUGCAGGUAGAGAUCCACGAGGAUUUCAUCCAGUCGUGUUUCGACCGUCUGAAGGCGUCGUACGAUACGCUGUGUGUCCUGGACGGGGACAAGGACAGCAUCAACUGGGCCCGGCAGGAGGCCAUCCGCAUGGUCCGUGUGCUCACCGUGCUCAAGGAGUACAUCAACGAGUGUGACAGCGACUACCAUGAGGAAAGGACCAUACUGCCCAUGUCCAGGUAGGGGAGCACAGAAGCACUGAGUUUAAGCUUGUUGUGCUGACCUUUUUCUUCCCACAAACCACUUCACCCUCACCGGUCUUCUCUCUCUCGCGCCCUCUUAUCUCUCCCUCUCAGGGCAUUCCGGGGGAAGCACAUCACGUUGACUGUGCGUUUCCCUAACCAGGGCCGUCAGGUGGACGACCUGGACAUCUGGUCUCACACCAACGACACCAUCGGCUCGGUGCGCCGCGGCAUCCUCACACGCAUCAAGGCCAACGCCACGCACACCAAGAUAGAGCUCUUCAUUGGCGGGGAUGUCGUCGACCCGGCCGACGACAGAAAGCUGAUUGGCCAGCUCAACCUCAAAGAUAAAACGGUAAGCGUAAUGAGCAGUGUUUUGACGAGCCUCAUGUCACAGGUGCCUUCUUUACAGCUUGUUUGUAUAGGUCAUUUUCUUCUUUGAUUAUUUAUAGGAAAUGGUUUGUCUGAUGUCUUAUAUUCUCCCCUAUGGUGUCUGUGUGUCUGUAGUUGAUCACAGCCAAGCUGACCCAGGUGAGUGCCAAUAUGCCGUCCAGCCCAGACAGCUCCUCGGACUCUUCCACCGGCUCACCUGGUAACCACGGCAACCACUUCAGCGACGGGCCCAACCCAGAGGUGGAGAGCUGUCUCCCUGGAGUGGUGAGCGACACACACACACACACACACACACACACACACACACACACACACACACAAACUUCCCCGGAGUGGCGCUUCACCUCUCACCUCAUCAGGAAGGGUGCCUAACUCUCUCGGUCCUUGCCUAGAAAACAAUUCAAAAUGUAUGACUGCAGAUGAGUAAAUGGAACAAUGUUAACCCCUUGUCUGUUCGCUCUUCUCUCUGUCUCCAGAUCAUGUCUCUCCACCUGCGCUACAUCUCUUUCCUGUGGCAGGUAGCGGACCUGGGCUGUAGCCUUAACAUGCCUCUGCUACGAGAUGGAGCCAGGGUACUCAUGAAGCUCAUGCCUCCAGGUACUCUCACACACACACACUUUAUAGGGGCAAUCUGUAAUUGCUACAUACAUUUUUAGACCUUAAAAUGAAUGGUAUACCAUUCAUUGUUGAAGAAUAUAACUAUAAAUGCCUCAUGUGUAUAGUUCAACUGUCAUACUCUAUCGGAACCCAAAAUAUAAGGUUGUAAUUGUAAAAUAAAUCCUGUAUAGCAUCAAAACAUGGUUAAAACAAAAAAAGACGUGGGAUGUGUAAAUGGCCUGUUGAUUGUGUUUGUGUAGAUAACAGUACCGUGGAGAUCCUGCGUGCCGUGUGUCUGGACCAUGCCAAGCUGGGAGAGAACAGCCUCAGUCCCACACUGGACUCACGCUUCUUUGGCCCCUCGCCAUCACAAGUCCUCUAUCUCAUAGAGGUGGGUCUCAUCGUGUGUGAUCACAGCUGAUUGACUGUCUCGUCAUUACCAUACCGGGUGGUGUACGCUUUGCUCUCUGUUGACCACUUCCACUGUGUGUGUUUGUACAUCUCUCCCCCUCCCUUGCUCAGGUGGUGUAUGCCCUACUCAUGCCAGCCAGCGCCACAUUGGGGGAGGACGCCAGUGACUUCCAAUACAACUUCCUGAAGAGUGGUGGGCUGCCUCUUGUACUGAGCAUGCUCACGCGGAACAACUUCCUGCCUUCGGCCGACAUGGAGACGCGGCGGGGGGCGUACCUCAACGCCCUAAAGAUCGGCAAGCUGCUGCUCACUGCUGUGGGGUUCGGACACGUUAAAGCUGUGGCUGAGGCCUGCCAGCCCAACGCUGAGGGGACCAUACCAGUCUCACCGGUUAGUUGGUUAGACGCACGCACGCAAGCACACACACACACACACACUGAGACGCACGCAUGCACACACACAGAGACGCGUACACACACACACAAACGCAUGCAUGCGAAGUAGAACCAGGAUUGUGAUGGCCAUGUUAUUGCUAACAUCCUCUCUCCCCCUUUCUUCAGAUCAACCAGGCCACUCAUGACCAAGCCCUGGUCCUCCAGAGUGCCCUGCAGAACAUCCCCAACCCUGCCUCUGAGUGUAUGCUCCGCAACGUAGCUAUACGCCUAGCUCAACAGAUCUCUGACGAGGUGAGAGGGAGGGAAAGAAACGGGGAGGGAAAAGAGAGAUUAAAGAGAAAUUAGGAAUAAAAUAAGUGGGGAGAGAGAAAGAGAUGGGGUAGAAGGACAGACUGUAUGUAGGCUACUAUGUUGAUGACUGUAAUAUCUGCUGUAAUUGAACUAUUCUCUCCCUCCCUCCUUUUCACUCUCGUCUCCUCCAGAACUUCUUCCAGGCGUCAAAGUACAUCCCAGACAUCUGUGUGAUCCGGGCGGUGCAGAAGAUAGUGUGGGCGUCGGGCUGUGGCACCGUACAGCUAGUCUUUAGCUCCAACGAAGAGAUCAGCAAGAUCUACGAGAAGGUACGUAUGGCUGCUUAUUCUUUGAUCAUCAGUCCAUUGAUUGAUUGAUCUGCUUUAUUUUGGUCUCAGUCUUAGGAGAUUGGAGUGUGCAGAUACAUUGCUGUAUAGUGAGCUGUUGUGUAGGCCACUGCACUCAUUGAUUUUCUUUCUAUUAACAGUUCACAAUUGUUUGUUGUUAGUGUAUUUUCUAACUUGAUUAGGCUAGUGUGUAUUGUUUAGCCUAUACAGUCACAGAUCUGGUUUUGUAGUAUGUGUUUUUGUGUGUAUUGUUCAGUCAUGGUUGAGCGUUUAAUGUCUGUCAUACACUCAUUCUGUGUGUGUGUGGUGCUUGCUGAAGUGACUAGUUGGUUGAUUGUGUGCACCUGCUUCCUGAAAUACAGAGAAGAGGUGUGUGUAUAUUUGUGUGUGUUAUAAACUCAAAGUGGUGUGUGUUCUCCCCCUCUACAGACGAAUGCGGGUAAGGAGCCGGACGGGGAGGAUGAGCAGGUGUGUUGUGAGGCCCUGGAGGUCAUGACCCUGUGUUUCUCCCUGCUGCCCACGGCUCUGGACACACUCAGCAAGGAGAAGGCCUGGCAGACCUUCAUCAUAGACCUGCUACUGCACUGCCACAGCAAGUAUGUACCCCCCGCUGUGUUUCUGUGUAAGGAGACGACCUGUGUGUGUGUGUGUGUGCCAGUUUGCCUGUCUAUCAGCGUCAGAUGUGCACUUGACUGUAAGUCGCUCUGGAUAAGAGCGUCUGCUAAAUGGCGUCUGCUAAAUAAUCAAAAUGUAAAUGAAGAUGUUUUAGUGUUUGGCUGGAACAGCAGCCUGCCACUCCUCAAGGGUGGUUGCUGCUGGUGUACCACAAUGGUCUCUGUUCUAACGGCUUCUUGUAGUGGACGAGCAUGUGGGGUGGCCUGAGUCUAUGGUAAUAAUGGUCCUCUCUGAUCUGUCCCCAGGUCAGUUGGUGGAUUGAUGGAUUAGUUUGUCUGUUGUAUAAUGGUCCUCUCUGAUCUGUUUCCAGAUCAGUUCGUCAGAUGGCCCAGGAGCAGUUCUUCCUCAUGGCUACCAGGUGUUGCAUGGGCCAUCGACCCCUUCUCUUCUUCAUCACCCUCCUCUUCACUGUGCUGGGGGUACGUAUCAGCACCUCUCUCUUCACUGUGCUGGGGGUACGUAUCAGCACCUCUCUCUUCACUGUGCUGGGGGUACGUAUCAGCACCUCUCUCUGUGCUGUGCUGGGGGUACGUAUCAGCACCUCGCUCAUACAUGAGUGCUUUGGGGUUUUACAUUACUUUCAUUGCAAUCAUGGCCCUGUUCAGAUACAUUGAACUUGCACUCUUACUGCCUACCUUCGUUGAACUUAUCACUGAUCUCCCAAAUACGAUCAAAGGUUUUAUUAUAUCAUAGCUUUCACCUUUCCAGCCAUGAGAGAGCAGUGAUCACUUCAAGGAAGGAAGGGAGAAGGUAUGCAUGUACUGUACCAAUUUGUAAGUCGCUCUGGAUAAGAGCGUCUGCUAAAUGACGUAAAUGUAAUACUGUAUAAAGUAGGCGGUGUUAAGAAAGCUGUCAACUGGUUUUCAUGGCUUUUCAACAGCUUUUUAAAAACAUUCCCUAUAAAGUAUUCCAACAUGGAUCUCUUGCUGCUCCAGGUAAUACAGUACUAAUGUGAAUGUACAAUACUCUCUGUGUGUGUUCCAGAGCACAGCUAAGGAGCGGGCCAAGCAUGCUGGGGACUACUUCACCCUGCUCAGGCACCUCCUGAACUACGCCUACAACAGCAACAUCAACCUGCCCAACGCAGAGGUGCUGCUCAACAAUGAAAUCGACUGGCUCAAGAGGAUCAGGGUACGACCAUGUUUCAUCCAGACAUUGUGUCAUGAAUAAUGCCCCUGAGCUUUGUGUUGAGUUAAUUUCAGAUCAUGGCUGAGAUUCUAGUCCUUGGUCAGAGCUAGGGCUGUUGUGGUGACCGUAUUACCGCCACACCGGCGGUCACGAGUCAUGAAGGCAGUCACAUUCCACUUGACCGUUUAGUCACGGUAACUAUGCUUCUCCAAGCUCUGAUGCUGCUGAUGGUCAUUAGUAGCCUACCAAACUUGCUAACUGCCUGGUAGUCAGCACUCUAUUGUCCCUCUAAUCACUAUGACAUCAAUGCAAAUCUAAUCGAAAAUCUAAUCAAACACUUCAUGAGAGCCCAUGAGCUCAUGUUGCGCAACAUUUCUAUAGGCUAUGCAAUUGCGAGAGAAAACAGAGUGAUGGCCUCUAUUAAAAAGAGGAGGAUCCCAUCAGCUUUCUAUAGGCUAGGCCUACUAUAUUUGUUUCUCAACUUUCCUAAUAUUAAGCACAUUGCUUAUCUUUACAACUGGAGUAUAACCUACCUGGCUGGCAUGAAAAUGAAUCGCGGCAAAAGCGUCCUCCAUUUGCUAUUUAAGUGCAUAGAUGACAUAAAUUUUUUCCCCUGCCCCGGUUUCAAGACCGGUGCAUGAUAAUGGUCCAUUUUAAAUAAAAACUAAUUGCACACAUAUAUUAUUUAGUAUAUGUAAAGACAAGAUUAAAUCAAGAAUAGUCUGAUGGUUGACAAUAUUAGCCUAUCACUUGUGAAUGAUAUAUUAUCACUUGUGAAUAAUGCCCAGCGUAAGGCAAGAAACAAAGCCUUUUUUCUUUCUUUUUUUUGAAUAGUAGUCGCACACCUCAUGUAGCCUAGCCCAUAGGCCUCUAUACAGUAUGUUUUGAUAAGGUUUGUAUCACAACUAAAGUGGCCAAAUAACUUCUUAAAAUUAAGCACAUUAAUCUGCUUUACAAGGGGCGUAGAGCCUAACUGGCAUACAUAAGCAGCACGUGAGUUUCAAGUCACCAUAAAAAUGCACCUUUUAUAAUAAAAGUAAUACAUGCAUAAUUGCAUUUGCGGUCACUUUUGAUAAUGGUGUUUUCCCGCUAAUGGAACAUUCGCACUUAUAGCCUACUGCAGUGUGCGCAUUGAUGCACUUAUAAUGUGAAGAAAUAGCCUAAUAGUUUAUCACAUUUUAAGCUAACUUUCUGAUCUGUUGCGUCAGCCUCAUUGCGUAAAAAGUGUUUUUGAUGCUAGUGGUUGUAUUAUUUUGGGAUCAAUCGCAACCCACAACUGUACCAGACUAUGUUUGGAAUAUUUAUUUCUCGCACAGAAUAGAGUAGGUCAACUUUUGUACUAUGGGGGGUAGUAGAUUGACAUAGGCAAGUGAUUUUGUUGUUCGUGAGGUCUACUCAUCUUGUUGGCUGACGAAAAGUAAAUGUGGACAGUUCUUCCCAUAUCUUCAAUACAUACCUCAGAAUUGGAUAAGGACGCGCGCAGUUGCGUCCCCGAAGUGUCUGUCUUCACUUGUAGCCUGUGAUGGAGAGCAAUGUGAGAGGUGCUUCGGAACACGCAGCACUCCAGGAGUAGGGAACUACGGCCGCUGGCCGCAAAUGGCAUGGAUUUUGUUAGGGUGCGUUACGGCCAAACAAAGGAGAUGCCGCCGGGAAAUUCAAGGCAUUAUCAAGUGCUUGUCAAAUUAUAAAUGAGAGACUGAUGAAGCAAAAAACAAAGCAGAGAUCAUACCUUUCAAGCAACUUUUUUAUAAUCAUCAUUAGUCGCAUCAUGCAGCCUUACAAUGUAUAAAAAUGGGUGGGGGGGAAUGGGUGGGUGGGGGGGGGGGCAAGGGCAAGCAAGCAGUUGUAAUUGGAGAAGUCCAUGUAGUCCUUCUCUGUUUUGUACUGUUCGGUGCUUAAUGAAUAGGACCCUGGUUGUGACUACUGUGUGUGUAUCCCAGGAUGAGGUGAAGAGGACAGGGGAGACGGGCGUGGAGGAAACCAUCCUGGAGGGCCACAUCGGGGUCACCAAGGAGCUGCUGGCCUUCCAGACAUCAGAGAAGAAGUACUACAUCGGCUGUGAGAAGGGAGGGGCCAACCUCAUCAAGGUAGGCUGGCGUCCAUUUUGUAUUGAAUUUAAUAUUUUUACUUAUUCACCGACAUUAGUGGGGCCCGCAGGCCAAACUUGGCCCUCGACAACAUUUGAUUUGGCCCGCCAGAAGCUUCUAGAAUGAUCUUAUGUGGUAAUAAAUAAAUUUUAAAAAAUGUUUUUUAGCAGUGACCUUCAUAUUUGUACGUGGCUGUAAUAAAUGUGCCGCAAGCAGUAAAUGUUACUUUCUUACCCUAUACUAACUCUCGCUCUCUCUCCCCCUACUCCCUCCUCUCUCUCUCCCCCCCCCCCUCUCUCCAGGAGUUGAUAGAUGACUUCAUUUUUCCCAGCAUCUAAUGUGUACCUGCAGUACAUGAAGAGUGGGGAGUUCCCCACGGAGCAGGCCAUCCCUGUCUGUAGCAGCCCCGCCUCUAUCAACGCAGGCUUCGAGCUGCUUGUGGCGCUGGCUGUGGGCUGUGUCCGGAACCUCAAGCAGAUGGUCGACACGCUCACUGACAUGUACUACCUAGGUAGGAGCUCUAAGAGGAAAACUACACAGAUUUAUUUGUUCUCCAUUAACUUUCACUGAUGAACUUUUGCACCUCAGAAAGCCAGAAAUACUAUUCCUAACUCUAGUUCUUUAUCUCAUCAUUACAUUAGUCUUUCUUCUCGAUUUAUGUUGGGGCGAUCACAUCCCUGCAACUCUAUGCUUAAAUUUAGUGAUACAAUCUAAAGUGAUAAGAACUUACUCACUGGUUUACUUCCCUUUAGGUUGUGAGGCACAGAACCUACCCACCUGUGUUAUUGUGUAUGGCCGAUUGACCACCCCCCCCCCCCCCCAAUCUCCCAGGUUGUGAGGCUCUGACAGAGUGGGAGUACCUCCCCCCGGUGGGACCGCGGCCCACUAAAGGCUUUGUGGGGCUGAAGAACGCCGGGGCCACCUGCUACAUGAACUCAGUCAUCCAGCAGCUCUACAUGAUCCCCCCCAUACGCAACGGCAUCCUGGCCAUUGAGGGCACCGGCACCGACGUGGACGAUGACAUGUCCGGUGAUGAGAAGCAGGAGAACGAGGUAAUGCAGGAGAGAGCGGUAUCGAGGAACAACUUUGGAAUGUAUAAUUUUCUGAAAGCAAAUACUAGGGUUUAGUCAUAGGGGGGUUGUUGCGUUUGUUAGUUAAUCCAUGUUUCGUUCAAAUAAAAUGUUAUUGGUCACAUACAGUGGGGAAAAAGUACUUAGUCAGCCACCAAUUGUGCAAGUUCUCCCACUUAAAAAGAUGAGAGGCCUGUAAUUUUCAUCAUAGGUACAUGUCAACUAUGACAGACAAAAUGAGGAAAAAAAAUCCAGAAAAUCACAUUGUAGGAUUUUUAAUGAAUUUAUUUGCAAAUUAUGGUGGAAAAUAAGUAUUUGGUCAAUAACAAAAGUUUCUCAAUACUUUGUUAUAUACCCUUUGUUGGCAAUGACACAGGUCAAACGUUUUCUGUAAGUCUUCACAAGGUUUUCACACACUGUUGCUGGUAUUUUGGCCCAUUCCUCCAUGCAGAUCUCCUCUAGAGCAGUGAUGUUUUGGGGCUGUCGCUGGGCAACACAGACUUUCAACUCCCUCCAAAGAUUUUCUAUGGGGUUGAGAUCUGGAGACUGGCUAGGCCACUCCAGGACCUUGAAAUGCUUCUUACGAAGCCACUCCUUCGUUGCCCGGGCGGUGUGUUUGGGAUCAUUGUCAUGCUGAAAGACCCAGCCACGUUUCAUCUUCAAUGCCCUUGCUGAUGGAAGGAAAAAUCUCACGAUACAUGGCCCCAUUCAUUCUUUCCUUUACACGGAUCAGUCGUCCUGGUCCCUUUGCAGAAAAACAGCCCCAAAGCAUGAUGUUUCCACCCCCAAAGCAUGAUGUUUCCACCCCCUUGCUUCACAGUAGGUAUGGUGUUCUUUGGAUGCAACUCAGCAUUCUUUGUCCUCCAAACACGACGAGUUGAGUUUUUACCAAAAAGUUCUAUUUUGGUUUCAUUUGACCAUAUGACAUUCUCCCAAUCCUCUUCUGGAUCAUCCAAAUGCACUCUAGCAAACUUCAGACGGGCCUGGACAUGUACUGGCUUAAGCAGGGGGACACGUCUGGCACUGCAGGAUUUGAGUCCCUGGCGGCGUAGUGUGUUACUGAUGGUAGGCUUUGUUACUUUGGUCCCAGCUCUCUGCAGGUCAUUCACUAGGUCCCCCCGUGUGGUUCUGGGAUUUUUGCUCACCGUUCUUGUGAUCAUUUUGACCCCACAGGGUGAGAUCUUGCAUGGAGCCCCAGAUCGAGGUAGAUUAUCAGUGGUCUUGUAUGUCUUCCAUUUCCUAAUAAUUGCUUCCACAGUUGAUUUCUUCAAACCAAGCUGCUUACCUAUUGCAGAUUCAGUCUUCCCAGCCUGGUGCAGGUCUACAAUUUUGUUUCUGGUGUCCUUUGACAGCUCUUUGGUCUUGGCCAUAGUGGAGUUUGGAGUGUGACUGUUUGAGGUUGUGGACAGGUGUAUUUUAUACUGAUAACAAGUUCAAACAGGUGCCAUUAAUACAGGUAACGAGUGGAGGACAGAGGAGCCUCUUAAAGAAGAAGUUACAGGUCUGUGAGAGCCAGAAAUGUUGCUUGUUUGUAGGUGACCAAAUACUUAUUUUCCACCAUAAUUUGCAAAUAAAUUCAUUAAAAAUCCUACAAUGUGAUUUUCUGGAUUUUUUUUCCUCAUUUUGUCUGUCAUAGUUGACAUGUACCUAUGAUGAAAAUUACAGGCCUCUCAUCUUUUUAAGUGGGAGAACUUGCACAAUUGGUGGCUGACUAAAUACUUUUUCCCCCCACUGUACACAUAUUUAGCAGAUGUUAUUGCGGGUGUAGUGAAAUGCUUGUGUUCCUAGCUCCAACAGUGCAGUAGUAUCUAACAGUUCACAACAAUAUACACAAAUCUCAAAGUAAAAUAAUGGAAUUAAGAAUAUAUAAAUAUUAGGAUGAGCAAUGUCGGAGUGGCAUUGACUAGAAUACAGUAUAUACAUAUGAAAUGAGUAAAACAGUAUGUAAACAUUAGUAAAGUGAUCAGUGAUUCCAUGUCUAUGUACAUAGGGCAGCAGCCUCUAAUUAACCGGGUGGUAGCGACUAAGUUCAGGGCAGGGUACUGGGUGGAAGCCGGCUAUUUAACAGUCUGAUGGCCUUCAGAUAGAAGCUGUUUUUCAGUCUCUCGGUCCCAUCUUUGAUGCACCUGUACUGACCUCGCCUUCUGGAUGAUAGUGGGGUGAACAGGCCGUGGCUCGGGUGGUUGAUGUCCUUGAUGAUCUUUUUGGCCUUCCUGUGACAUCGGGUGCUGUAGGUGUCCUGGAGGGCAGGCAGUGUGCCCACGGUGAUGCGUUGGGCAGACAGCACCACCCUCUGGAGAGCCCUGCGGUUGGUGGUGGUGCAGUUGCCGUACCAGGUGGUGAUACAGCCCGACAGGAUGCUAUCAAUUGUGCAUCUGUAAAAGUUUGUGAGGGUCUUAGGGGCCAAGCCGAAUUUCUUCAGCCUCCUGAGGUUGAAGAGGCGCUGUUGCGCCUUCUUCACCACACUGUCUGUGUGGGUGGACCAUUUCAGAUUGUCAGUGAUGUGUACUUGAAGCUUUUCACCUUCUCCACUGCGGUCGAUGUGGAUGGGGGCAUGCUCCCUCUGAAGUCCACGAUCAGCUCCUUCGAUUUGUUGAUGUUGAGGGAGAUGUUAUUUUCCUGGUACCACUCCGCCAGGGCCCUCAUCACCUCCCUGUGGGCUGUCUCAUCGUUGUUGGUAAUCAGGCCUACUACUGUUGUCGUCUGCCAAUUUGUUUAAGUUGGAAGUGUGCGUGGCCACCCAUGACUGCUUGGCCACGCACACUUCCAACUUAAUCAACAAGUUGGCAGACGACAACAGUAGUAGGCCUGAUCACCAACAACACUGAGCACACACCCUUGUGGGGCUCCUGUGUUGAGGAUCAGCGUAGUGGAGGUGUUGUUUCCUACCUUCACCACCUGGGGGCGGCCCGUCAGGAAGUCCAGGACCCAGUGGCACAGGGCGGGGUUCAGACCCAGGGCCUGGAGCUUAAUGAUGAGCUUGGAGGGUUCUAUGGUGUUGAAGGCUGAGUUGUAGUUCCAUUGAAAGCUGCAGUUGAUACUGUAGUUGUCGUUCAUUCAUACUUGCCCUAAUCAGAAAUUAGCUCCUUAGCUGAGACACUUUUAUGGCACUGAAGAUCUGGGGUGUUGCGGUAACACAGUGUGUGGUUUAAAACAUGUUCCAUUGUGUGUCCUAAUGACCAGGACCCAGCUUAACCCUGUGUGUCCAUCUGCCCAUACAGAGUAACGUGGACUCGCGGGACGAGGUGUUCAGCUACCACCACCAGUUUGACGACAAGCCGUCGCUCAGUAAGUCGGAGGACAGGAAGGAGUACAACAUCGGGGUGCUGCGGCACCUGCAGGUCAUCUUUGGCCACCUGGCCUCCUCCAGACUGCAGUACUACAUACCGAGAGGCUUCUGGAAACAGUUCAGGUCAGUGGAGGGGGGAGAACCUGGAAGAACCAGAUGGUUCAAAUACAUACCAGUAUAUUAAAGGCCCAAUGCAGCUGUGUUUAUCUCAAUAUCAAAUCAUUCUGUGGUCCUCUGUAGCUCAGCUGGUAGAGCACGGCGCUUGUAACGCCAAUGUAGUGGGUUCGAUCUCCGGGUUAUGCACGCAUGACUGUAAGUCGCUUUGGAUAAAAGCGUCUGCUAAAUGGCAUAUUAUAUUAUUAUUAUUAUUAUUAUUAUAUUAUUCUGGGUAACAAUUAAGUCCCUUAUUGUGAUCGUUUUCAAUCAAAAUGGUCAAAAAGAAACACACACACUAUUCAGUGCAUUCGGAAAGUAUUCAGACCCCUUCACUUUUUCCACAUUUUGUUACGCUACAGCCUUGUUCUAAAAUUGAUUAAAUUGUUGUUUUCUCAUCAAUCUACACACAAUACCCCAUAAUGACAAAGCAAAAACAGGUUUUUAGAUUUUUUUUGAAUAUGUAUAAAAAAUGGAAAUAUCACAUUUACAUAAGUAUUCAGACCAUUUACUCAGUACUUUGUUGAAGCACCUUUGGCAGCGAUUACUGCCUCGAGUCUUCUUGGGUAUGACGCUACAAGCUUGGCACACCUGUAUUUGGGGAGUUUCUCCCAUUCUUCUCUGCAGAUCCUCUCAAGCUAUGUCAGGUUGGAUGGGGAGUGUCGCUGCACAGCUGUUUUCAGGUCUCUCCAGAGAUGUUCGAUCGGGUUCAAGUCCGGGCUCUGCCUGGGCCACUCAAGGACAUUCAGAGACUUGUCCCGAAGCCACUCCUGUGUUGUCUUGGCUUUGUGCUUAGGGUCGUUGUCCUGUUGGAAGGUGAACCUUCGCCCCAGUCUGAGGUCCUGAGCGCUCUGGAGCAGGUUUUCAUUAAGGAUCUCUCUGUACUUUGCUCCGUUCAUCUUUCCCUCGAUCCUGACUAGUCUCCCAGUCCCUGCCGCUGGAAAACAUCACCACAGCAUGAUGCUGCCACCACCAUGCUUCACCGUAGGGAUGGUGCCAGGUUUCCUCCAGACAUGACACUUGGCAUUCAGGCCAAAGACUUUCAAUCUUGGUUUCAUCAGACCAGAGAAUCUUGUUGUCGCGACCAGGGAGACCCAUGAGGCGGCGCACAAUUGGCUCAGCGUCAUCCGGGUUAGGGGAGGGUUUGGCCAGCCGGGAUUUCCUUGUCCCAUCGCGCUCUAGCGACUCCUUGUGGCGGGCCGGGAGCAUUCACGCUGACUUCGGUCGCCAGUUGUACGGUGUUUCCUCCGACACAUUGUUGCGGCUGGCAUCCGGGUUAAGCGAGCAGUGUGUCAAGAAGCAGUGCGGCUUGGCAGGGUCGUGUUUUGGAGGACGCAUGGCUCUCGACCUUCGCCUCUCCUGAGUCCGUACGGGAGUUGCAGGGAUGGAACAAGACUGUAGCUACCAAUUUGGAUAUCACGAAAUUGGGGAGAAAAAGUGUUAAGUACAGUAAAUAAAUAAUAAUAAAUCACAACAUUCACUUAAAAUGAACCUUACACAUAACGGUGUUGGGCAAUUUGGAAAGCCAUAAUCAAUCAAUAAUAUAAUACUUGUAGGUCUAAGGCAUUGAAAGGUUUUCAUCUUUAGCUCUGAAUCUGUGGAUACUAUGCCAUUAGAAAGUUUCAAAAUUCAUGUAAAACAUCACAGCACAAUUGAAAAAUAUAUAUGGCACAUGGGAACCAAACGAGGGUGGUCUACGGUGAUAGGUGGGAUGGGCCUAGAGUGGCUGAGGGGUGGGAUUAAAGAGCUCAUGUUCGGUAAUGUAUUAUUGUUAUGUGGUUGCUGUAUAUAAAAGUACAAUGAAUAUGUAAAGUGUGAUACUGUGUGUAAAAUGUAUGUAUAUGUAGCAAAAAAGCUGUAAAAACAAAAAUAUAUUUGUCCUCUGAAGAGGGGGGGGGGUGGUGGAUUGGUUAAUAAAGAAAAUAGUUGUUUCUAAUUACAUCGGUGUGCAUCGUGUGAUUUUAACCAAUUAUGAGAAGGCAUUUCCUACUAAUUGGUUGGUGAUGUCGUUAAAAACACUUAUCGUCCUAUCUUUUUUACUACAAAAACGCAAUUUUCACCACAUGUGUUGAUGUUGGGUUGGAGCUGGAGAUUAUGAAUAUGAAGUAGAAUUUGUUUUUAAAUGUCCCUUUUAAAUACUUUAAAAUACUUGACCUGCACUUGGUUUAGUUUGUCUUGUACAAUGGAACCAGUGCUAUAGUCCCAAAAGUGCUACUCCACCUUUUCCUCUCACCUUUCUUCCCUCUCUCCCUCCAUCCCUUCUAACCUCAUCCCCUCCUGUAGGUUAUGGGGUGAGCCGGUGAACCUGCGAGAGCAGCACGAUGCCCUGGAGUUCUUCAACUCUCUAGUGGACAGUCUGGACGAGGCUCUGAAAGCCCUGGGUCACCCAGCCAUGCUCAGUAAGGUGCUGGGUGGAUCCUUUGCUGACCAGAAGAUCUGCCAGGGGUGCCCACAUAGGUAACACACACACACUGCCAUAGGAACACAUCUAAGAUCAGUAAUAUCUUGGCAAAUCAUAACCUUAACCAUUAUGGGGGAGAAUGUGAAACUGACUUGAGAUCUGGUCUAGGGGCAAAAUGGUGUUUACGCACCUCAAGGUAAUUGAUUUGAAGAUGUCAAUUUCUACAGAGAGAGAGAUUUGUUUGUUGUGGUUUAAUAUGAGGCUGCUACAGUGUUUAGUCUCUCCAUGUUGCCUCCCACCAUUUUCAAAUGUUCUGGCUUAACAUGUUCCAGCAUAACAUGUCUUUGUCACUACCUACAUCACUACCUUAUCUGCUUGAUUAAAAUACAAAAUAGUAGCUAGCAAGAUUGAGAUCAGAGAUCAUUUCGCAAGUGCACUGUAAAACCGGAUAAGUUCUGGCUACUCAAACAUUCUGAGGAAAUGGAUUACGUAAAAAAUAAAUAAGAAAUAGCUGAAGUGAGCAGUACUACCUUCAUAUGAGUAAUACAAAUGCAUUUUCUUUUAUUAAGGUAUACUUACAUUUAAUGCCCCCACAAACCACGCCUCCAAUUCUUUCCCGGUGUGCCUUGCUUUUUCGAUUUGAAUUGUAGAGUUACCACCCAUGACUGUAUUUGUUAGUGACAGACAUUGUUUCAUUCGUUCAUUUUCAGUCCUAUGGCCUUCACCAAGUGAAUAUUUGCAUGAAAAUCUGUCGCCAAUUGGAUGGAAACCUAGCUAGUGAAACCAGACCCUAGUCACUGCUGUUGCCUAGGGUCACGUUUACGAGGCUAUACAGUGUUGGUUGUAACUUAUGUGGAUAUUGUGUGUGUGCUACAGGUAUGAGUGUGAGGAGUCGUUCACCACUCUGAAUGUAGACAUCAGGAACCACCAGAACCUGUUGGACUCAAUGGAGCAGUAUGUCAAAGGAGACCUGCUGGAGGGAGCUAACGCAUAUCACUGUGAGAAGUGCAACAAGAAGGUGAGAGACAACUCACUUCGGCCUGAUUAAUCAGAUAUUAUUUAUUAUGUCUGUUAUCAGAAAACAAGAAUUUACAGAAAAAUAAAGUUAUUCUUAUCAGAUCUUACAAUUGAAAUUGACCAAUAGGCCUUUUUCCUAACUAGCUACAUUCCUGUAGGCUUUCCAGGGUUGUAGCGAAAGCCUGCAUACCCAGUAGGUCUCCGGGAGGACGGUUAGCUUAGGCCCCCUGACCUGAAGGCUAGUAGCAGUAAUGUGUUGGUCCUCUCCCGCCUCCCUCCAGGUGGACACAGUGAAGCGGCUGUUGAUCAAGAAGCUUCCCCCAGUGCUGGCCAUCCAGCUGAAGAGGUUUGACUACGACUGGGAGAGGGAGUGUGCCAUUAAGUUCAACGACUACUUUGAGUUCCCAAGGGAGCUGGACAUGGAGCCCUACACGGUAGCCGGGGUGGCCAAGCUGGAGGGGGACGACGUCAACCCAGAGAACCAGGUUAGGGAUGGCAUGAUGAUGACACAGAUUAUUACAUUAUCGUGUGGAGAAAUACGGAAUUAAUGUAUAUUUUAAUAUGUUCAUAAUGUAGUUGUCGUUCUCAUUUCAAAUAUCUGAAAUGUUUGAAAUAUUUCAUGUAAAUUUAAUUCAGAUAGGAUCACAUUUAGAGGGACAAAAUCAGUGUCAGAUGUCUUCAGACCUCACUUUGGCGUGAACUGCCCUUUAAACAAACCAAUUAAGUGGUUCACUUCAACAUCAAUUAUGGUGUCCUGCCCUCAGGUGAUCCAGCAGAACGAGCCCUCUGAACCAGAGCCACCAGGCAGCUCCAAGUACCGCCUAGUGGGGGUGCUGGUCCACUCAGGCCAGGCCAGCGGCGGACACUACUACUCCUACAUCACGCAGAGGAACGUGGGUGGGGCAGACGGCGAGCGUAACCGCUGGUACAAGUUUGACGACGGCGACGUGACGGAGUGCAAGAUGGACGACGAGGAGGAGAUGAAGAACCAGUGCUUUGGAGGGGAGUACAUGGGCGAGGUGUUUGACCACAUGAUGAAGAGGAUGUCGUACCGGCGUCAGAAGCGCUGGUGGAACGCCUACAUCCUCUUCUACGAGCGGAUGGACUCACUGGACAAGGACAGUGAGCUGGUCAAAUACAUUCAGGAACUGACCAUCUCGUCCUCGUCCAACAACAAGCCACCACACCAGGUCAAGAUGCCCGGUGUAAUCGAGUGCAGCGUGCGCAAGCAGAACGUGCAGUUCAUGCACAAUCGUAUGCAAUACAGCCUGGAGUAUUUCCAGUUUGUUAAGAAACUUCUGACCUGUAACAGUGUCUAUUUAAACCCUCCGCCAGGUAAGUGGAACACACACACACACAGGCUUCAGAAUACCUCCUUUUGAGUUUUAGAGCUCUUCUCAGGGCAGGUGUUGAUGCUACUCUGAGGCUUUGUUUGUCUCCUUUGUUCUCUCCCGUUAUGUCCCCUGCUAAUGUGUACAACCCAAGACGUGAGAUUGCUAUUACUGUGAUUUGCCUUUUUCAUUUGUGCGCUGUGAAUGGCCCAGCCUCUCUCCUUAGUACCAAAACAAGGCUUUUUAUCACUGUAAUAGCGAUAUAUGACAUUUGCUUUUGCUUUAAUAGCUGAUACUUUCAUUCCUUUCAAUAUUUAAAAAGAUGAAAAUGAUACCCCCUCGUUUUAAUCUUACCACUGGUAACACCGUAUUGGAGAUGUAUACAAAUUCACCACCCCCUUGGAGAGUUGUAUGGAGAGGGAGAGUGUAGGAUGGCAGAGCUGAACAUAACAUUGGCAGACAGUAAACUGCAGGAGUUUCCUCUGCCUUCUGAAGUUAAUAUGAGCCAAUGCAUUAUUAAUGCAGCCAGCCAGGCCACAGUGUACUGCUGUCUGUCUGUCUGCACGACAGGCACAGGGAAAUGAACCCACUACUGCAGGGUUAGCCAUCAGUGUAAAAGCACUUGUUUGGGAUUGAAUGCUUCAGCUCAUCAAGUAUGUAUGUGGGUGGAGGAGGGAGAGGUGUGUGUGUGGAGGUUUGUUAGUAUGUGUUUGUUUCUUAUAGUGUCUUGUGUGCAAACGGGCAACUGUUCUCGUCAAUGUCCCCAAUUUCAGCCUCUCAUUUAGGAGUAAGCAGCAAAUUGGGUCAUACGGCUCUAUUUGAACGUGAUAAGAUUCUUGGAUUCGGCUCCAGUGACUGACUCACACCUUAACUUUGAAAUUGAAAUAUCUACGGAAUAGUCUCUCGCUGAAUAUUCUGCAAUACCCGCUUAAUCCUUCACUAAUUUGCGUUUAGAGAAGAAACAUUAAUUUAGUUUUUUUGUUUUCCUUUGAAAUUUUCCAUUAGGAACUUUAAUGUUCAUUUGUGACUGAAGUCUGAAGCGAUGUUUAUGUUGUGUGGUUGAAUCAGGACAAGACCAUCUACUGCCUGAGGCGGAGGAGAUGGCUAUGAUUAGUGUUCAGCUGGCUGCUAAGUUCCUCUUCAGCACUGGGUUCCACACCAAGAAAGUAGUGAGGGGGCCCGCCAGUGAUUGGUGAGUGCUGUCUCUCACCUUUCAACUUUGACCUGUGUUCAGAUGUUGACCUGAGUGAAUGAUCUUUGUUUUGUUAUUCUUUGUGUUCUUAUUCAUUGCUAUCCCCGUCUCAUCGGUCUCCCCUUUUUCCUCCCCACUCUUUCUCUCCACUCUCCCUUGCAUCAUUCUCUCCCUUUCUGAAACUCUCCGAUCUUCCUCUAUCCCUUUCUCUAACCACAUGUGUAUCUCUCUCCCUCUCCAUCCCCAGGUAUGAUGCGCUGUGCAUCCUUCUGAGACACAGUAAGAAUGUACGCUACUGGUUUGCACACAACUUCCUGUUUGCCUACGCCAACCGCUUCUCCGAGUACCUGCUGGAGUGCCCCAGUGCCGAGGUUCGGGGCGCGUUCGCCAAACUCAUCGUCUUCAUUGCACACUUCUCCCUGCAAGACGGACCCUGCCCCUCCCCCACUGCCUCCCCCGUCGGAGCCUCCACCCAACCACAGGUGAAUGGCUGGUUCUCCUAGUCCUAAAACACAAACUAUCAGGGUGGUGUUCAGUAGGCAGUGGGAUAAAUGUUUUGAAACAGAGCAGGUACUACCUGGAAUUGUCCAAUAAGAUAUCUAGUUUUCGGCUUCGGUUUUAAAAUGUUUCCCCCAUUUCAUGCAUAUUGAGCAUUACCCCAUACAAAGCACUUUUUCUCUGGUCCUGUGGAAUAUGUGUUAAACUUCCCCUCUUUCUCUCUCUCCCUCCCCUUUCCCGGUCUGUGUCAGGCAUGUGAUAACCUGAGUCUCAGUGACCACCUGUUGAGGGCUGUGUUGAACCUGCUCAGGAGAGAGGUGUCAGAGCACGGCCGACACCUGCAGCAGUACUUCAACCUCUUCGUUAUGUACGCCAACCUGGGUAAGGAACACACACAGCCUGUCAUACACACCUACUCUCUCAACCCCUCGAGGAAAUGUAUGGAUCGCUGGCUAUUCAUUUCUCUUCUUGCCUUGCUCUUCUUUUCUUCCUUAUACCCUCCCUCCCACCCUUCUCCAGGGCUGGCAGAGAAGACCCAAUUGUUGAAGCUGAGUGUCCCAGCUACCUUCAUGCUGGUGGCUCUAGAUGAGGGGCCUGGCCCUCCCAUAAAGUACCAGUAUGCUGAACUAGGCAAACUGUACACCGUGGUCUCCCAACUGGUGCGCUGCUGUGACGUGGCCGCGCGCAUGCAGUCCUCCAUCAAUGGUGAGUUCACACAGAGGUCAGGGGUGAGGGGUUGUGACCUAUGAUCGACGGACAAAGACGAACCAGUAUCAACUGGGUCGUCGUAUUCAUUGUGUUUCUCUCUCUCCCUCCUCUUUCUCUCUCCCUCUUUCUUUCUCUUGCGCUCUCUCUUCUCUCUCUCCAUCCAGGUAACCCCCCGCUCCCUAAUCCGUAUGGUGAUGCCAACCAGACCACCCCGGUGAUGCCCCUGCAGCAGCUGGUGGGAGAGAUCCUGUUUGUAAGGACCAGCUACGUGAAAAAGAUCAUUGAGGACUGCAGCAACUCCGAGGAGACGGUCAAGCUGCUGCGCUUCAGCUGCUGGGAAAACCCCCAGUUCUCCUCCACUGUACUAUCGGAGCUGCUCUGG